This is a messenger RNA of Alternaria triticimaculans, 1071 nucleotides long. RefSeq lists its product as uncharacterized. The record is from RefSeq and is a predicted model, not a curated record. Bases 1 to 1071 code for a protein of 356 amino acids. The transcript has 3 exons. NCBI's taxonomy places the organism in Eukaryota, Fungi, Ascomycota, Dothideomycetes, Pleosporales, Pleosporaceae.
AUGGCCAAUCUAUAUCUGAUGCAAGCCUUGUACGCCCCGAAGCCGCCUCGGUCUACUCCUAGUCCUGCUGUUUCUGCGCUCGACGACGUGCAGCGAGAACAAAGGCAGUCUGCAACCCCCGAGCAAGCCAUACAUGGUGAGCGCCUCAGAAUGAUGGAAGUUGAAGAACCGCCUGAACCCGACUCGGAGGCCGUUGCGCGCUGGAAACCGACUGGUGCCAAUAUUCAGUCAGUCGGCAUCAAGAGCGAGCUCCCGAGCUCCGACGCUGCGGACAGAUUCUUGGAAUCGCUCCCGUCUUUUCCUGGCAACAUCGCUGUCACGCCUUCUUCACCCUCGUCGAUGACACUGCCUGACGGCCUCACUUACCCAAUUGAGCGAUACCUACCACCUGUGGGACCAUACUACGACCAGAAUGCUCUCCUUCCCGUCUUUGGCCCGAUGUUCUUCAAGUACAAACCCUACUGGUAUCGCCAGCAGGAGAUUCCAUGCGGUCCCAACACCCUUCGAGAUCGACAAAUCCGUCCGGACAAACAAGAGCUCGCCGUCCUCUCUUAUAUCGGUGUCAUGUAUCUUGCACGCGGUCCAAACAACACUGUUCUUGUGAACUCAAGGCAUCCGAUCGUUCAAAACUUCUACAAGGACAAGCCAAGGUCGAAGGCACUGAUGCGGAAGAUAUUCGAAGCGGACCCGAGGCAUCACUCGGCGUCCAUUCCAUCGCGCCGUGGGCCAACGCUCGUGGCGAACGCCCCUCAGCAGCAACCCCUCCCGCCACCGAUGGGCUCAUACACCAUACCGAUAAGAUCCGUGGACAACAGCCUCGACCCGCGUCUCCAGGGUCGCACGUCAUAUGGCGCGCCCGGCCAACUGGCGCUUCCGCAGCCCGAUACCGCCAGCAACAGUAGCGAAACCCCGACUGACCCAGAAGACAUCGAAAGGAAGCUUCAGGAUCAGGAGGUCGAGAAUCUGAACUUGAGAAUGCAGGCAGUUGUGAAGGAUCGUGAGAUUCGGAAGCUGAGGGCGGAGCUCGAGCAGCUGCGCGCUCAAGCUGCUGACACAGGUGGCGCAUACUAG